UCUUUACAUCAGGUUCGAUUACUCACUUUCACCGUAAAUUGUAUAAUAAUGGCGGACGUCAACAUUGUUAAUGGGGAUGAUGAAAUUGUCGGACCAGACAAAAAGAAGCAGAAGACAUCAUCGUCUCUUAAGGAAGGUAUAUUACUUGGUUAUGGUAACCCACUCCUAGAUAUCUCUGUAAACGGAACAGAAGAAUUUCUGAAUAAAUAUGACUUAAAACCAGACAAUGCUAUUUUGGCAGAAGACAAACACAAGUCCAUGUAUAGUGACAUGGCCAAGACAUUUGCAGAUCAUGUGGAAUAUAUUCCAGGAGGAGCUACAUUAAAUGCCAUCAAAUUAGCACAGUGGUUGUUGAGAGUUCCUGAUGCAACAUCAUUCUUUGGUUGUGUAAAAAAAGAUGAAUUUGGGGAUAUUUUGGAGAAAAAGGCAAAGGAAAUAGGUGUUAAUGUUAAAUUCCAAUACACAGAUAAAGAAUCAACAGGCACUUGUGCUGUCAUUGUUACUGGAAAAAAUAGAUCAAUGUGUGCAAAUUUAGCAGCAGCAAACCUUUUCACAGAGGACCAUUUGAAUAAUUCAGAAAAUUGGUCUUUGGUAGAAAAGGCCCAGUUUUAUUACAUCGCUGGAUUUGCAUUAACAGUUUCACCACCAUCCAUCCUUAGAAUAGCUAAACAUUCCCAUGAGAAGAAUAAAACUUUCUGUAUGAAUUUGUCAGCACCAUUUUUAUGUCAGUUCUUUAAAGAUCCUAUGUUACAAGCAUUACCAUAUGUAGAUGUACUGUUCGGCAACGAAACUGAAGCAGAAACAUUUGCAAAAGAAAAUAACCUUGAGACAACAGAUAGGAAAGAAAUUGCAAAGAAGUUAGCAGGUUGGAAGAAAGAAAAUACUUCAAAACCUCGAGUGGUUGUUAUUACACAAGGAGAAGGAGAUGUCAUUGUUGCUCAAGGUGACAUAGUUACAGAGUACCCAAUUAUACCUAUAGCAGCAGAUGAUAUUGUAGAUACAAAUGGUGCAGGUGAUGCCUUUGUUGGGGGAUAUCUUUCUCAGCUCGUACAAGGGAAAUCCAUUGAAGAGUGUGUGCGUUGUGGAAACUAUUCUGCCAACUUAGUUAUACAACGAUCAGGUUGUACCUUCCCAGAAAAGCCAAGUUUUCAAUAACAGACUAUUUAGGGAAUAUUAUCUUUUGUAUUUCAUUUAAGUGGGUAAACAUUCUGAGGGAGUUAAUGUGUUAUAUUAUUAAGUUUGGUAUUAAUGUCUUAGAUUUAGAUUCUAGUCUUUGUAGAAUUAAGAUAAAUUGUUAAGUAUUCUUUUUUUAAGCAUCAAGUGAAUACAUAAAUAUGAAGAAAUAAAUUACCAAGAAAUAAAAGUAACAUGUUAGAAUGAAUAUUUCUUUUUGAAUUGUCCAUAAUCAAAAUUGUUAUAAGAUUGUUACUUUUCUGUACUUUUUCCACAAUUUUCCUAUAAAAGCACAUUUUGUCAUUUAUUUUUUAUAAUAAAAUGUUUUAAAAGUAUUGUCUCUAAAAUUUACUGGUUGUAAGAAAAAGUAUCAAAUUUAAAUUUAACAUCUACUCAUUUUAGAUUUUCUAAUUCUCAAUGAAUUUGAAAUAAUGUUGUAAAUUUUAGAAUUUAUGUGUACCUUAUUUUAAUAUUGCAAAUGUUCAAUAACGGACAAUUUCAGAUGGUUUCAUUGUUGAAUCUGUGUAGUUUUGUUGUUAAAUAUUACUAGGGUAACUUAAAAUGUAAAUUUGAAUGAAGAAAUUUAAGGAUUGCAUAUUGUUCUCAUGAAUCAUAACAUCGAAUUGAUAUCUAAAUUUACAAUAUUUCUAAAAUGUUGUAUGUGGUAAUUUAAAUGAUAUUAAAUAUAUUCCAUUAGACCCUUAUGGAGCAACUGUAGUCCUACACUAAAAACAUCAUUUACAAUCAUUAAGUUAUUUCAGAUAAGAGAUUAUGCUUUCACAUCAUUUUGUGGAUUUUUAAACUUUUUCAUGCCAUUCAAAAUGUAGGAUUGCAAGUUAAACCUAAAGGGUCUUUAUGGACAAUACAAAUCAA
Messenger RNA from Mytilus trossulus (common blue mussel), 2046 nucleotides. RefSeq lists its product as uncharacterized. The record is from RefSeq and is a predicted model, not a curated record. Gene Ontology annotation, cellular component: nucleus; cytosol. The coding region runs from base 49 to 1155 and encodes 368 amino acids. Lineage: Eukaryota; Metazoa; Mollusca; Bivalvia; Mytilida; Mytilidae. Gene Ontology annotation, molecular function: adenosine kinase activity. The transcript is spliced from 11 exons. Gene Ontology annotation, biological process: purine ribonucleoside salvage; purine nucleobase metabolic process.